Messenger RNA from Arabis nemorensis, 1455 nucleotides. The record is from the annotation of a GenBank genome assembly. NCBI's taxonomy places the organism in Eukaryota, Viridiplantae, Streptophyta, Magnoliopsida, Brassicales, Brassicaceae.
AUGGCAAUUUGGGAGAUCAAAGAUGUUGAGAACGGUGAAAUCGUAAAUAAAGUCGUCGAGGAUCUAGAGAAACCAUUUUUGAAGAAUCAAGAUGAUCAUGAAGGAGAGAUUGAGAUUAAUGAAUCCUACUUGAUGGUCCUCUUCAGCACUUUUGUUGCUGUUUGUGGCUCCUUUGAGUUUGGCUCUUGUGUUGGCUACUCAGCUCCUACUCAAUCAUCUAUAAGACAAGAUCUCCAACUCUCACUUGCAGAGUUCUCCAUUUUUGGCUCCAUAUUAACAAUUGGUGCAAUGCUCGGUGCUGUUAUGAGUGGGAAAAUUUCAGAUUUUUUGGGCCGAAAAGGGGCUAUGAGAACGUCAGCUUGCUUCUGCAUUACAGGUUGGCUCGCUGUCUUCUUCUCCAAGGGUGCUUUGUUACUUGAUGUAGGAAGGUUCUUUACAGGAUAUGGAAUUGGAGUUUUUUCUUAUGUGGUCCCUGUGUAUAUUGCUGAGAUAUCUCCCAAGAAUCUCCGAGGUGGACUCACAACACUGAACCAACUCAUGAUUGUGAUCGGCUCAUCGGUUUCUUUCAUGAUCGGAUCUCUCAUUUCCUGGAAAACUCUUGCCCUUACCGGACUUGUUCCCUGCAUUGUUUUGCUCCUUGGCUUGUGCUUCAUACCCGAAUCUCCCCGAUGGCUGGCAAAGGCAGGCCAUGAGAAAGAGUUUCGCGUUGCCCUACAAAAGCUGCGAGGAAUAGAUGCAGAUAUCACCAAUGAAGCAGAAGAGAUUCAAGCCUCAAUUCAAGCUCUAGAGAUUCUUCCAAAAGCAAGGAUCCAAGAUCUUGUUUCCAAGAAAUAUAGUCGAUCUGUCAUCAUUGGUGUUUCCCUGAUGGUAUUCCAACAGUUUGUGGGAAUCAAUGGGAUCGGAUUCUAUGCAAGCGAAACGUUUGUAAAAGCCGGACUUUCAUCUGGGAAAUUCGGAACAAUAGCUAUGGCUUGUGUUCAGGUGCCCGUAACUGUUCUUGGAACAAUCUUGAUAGAUAAAUGUGGAAGAAGGCCAUUAAUAAUGAUUUCAGCUGGUGGUAUUUUCUUGGGAUGUAUACUCACAGGCACAGCUUUCUUACUCGAGGGACAAGGCUUGUUGCUUGAAUGGGUUCCUGUUUUAGCCGUUGGAGGUGUACUUAUCUAUGUAGCUGCUUUCUCCAUCGGAAUGGGACCUGUUCCUUGGGUGAUAAUGUCUGAGAUAUUUCCGAUAAACGUGAAGGGAAUCGCAGGAAGCUUAGUGGUACUGGUGAAUUGGUCUGGUGCUUGGGCUGUUUCUUACACUUUCAACUUCCUCAUGAGCUGGAGCUCUCCAGGUACAUUCUACAUGUACUCUGCUUUUGCAGCGACGACAAUUAUCUUUGUGGCGAAGAUGGUGCCUGAAACUAAAGGGAAGACGCUUGAAGAGAUCCAAUCUUGUAUUCGAAGAGAAACAUAA